GCCAGCCCAGCAGAUACUGAACAGGGGGAUUGUCUCCACGCCUUCUUCAUCCCAUCAAUGCGCUGUGUCCUCAUUCACUCCGGCCCGACACAAACAGCUAACUGACAAGGAAUUGCCAUGUCAACAGACUUUCUGUGCACACGCCUCGUCCUAUUUCUUCUGUUGCCUCAUUUCCUGACUGUAUCACUCGCCACCCAAGAUGACCUUGUAAUCGACACUAGGCAUGGGAAAGUUCAAGGGAAGCUGCUUCCAGUGCUGGGUGGUGAUGUUAGAGCAUUUUUAGGAAUUCCGUAUGGAAAACCACCUCUGGGGAAACUGAGAUUCAGAGCUCCAGAGCCAGUAGAGAGAUGGGAAGGGGUGAAGGAUGCCACCAAAUUCCCAAAUUCCUGCUACCAGUUGCGGGAUACAGCCUUUCCAGGGUUCGAAGGUGCAGAGAUGUGGAACCCAAACACUCCUCUGAGUGAGGACUGUCUGUACCUGAACAUCUGGUCCCCACGUGCCAACAAAACCCAGCCUAAGCCGCCACCGCUGGCCCCUGUCCUCGUCUGGAUCUAUGGAGGCGGGUUCAUUCAAGGAACGUCCUCUCUGGACAUUUACGAUGGCCGCUUCUUGACUAAAUCUGAAGGCGUUGUUGUUGUGUCAAUGAAUUACAGGCUUGGAGCUUUUGGUUUCCUGUCUCUUCCUGACAACAAGAACAUCCAGAGCCAUUCGGGCCUGCUGGACCAGCGCUUGGCCUUCCAGUGGGUAGCAAACAACAUAGCUGCUUUUGGAGGAGAUCCUACAAAGGUGACUCUGUUUGGGGAGAGCGCUGGAUCAGCAUCUGUGGGCUUCCACCUGCUCUCCCCAGGCAGCCAUGCUCUUUUUCACAGGGCUGUGAUGCAGAGUGCGACACCUAAUGCGCCUUGGGCCACAAUCAGCAAGAAUGAGGCCUGGCGCAGGUCUAUGAAACUGGCAACAUUACUGGGGUGCCCAACGUCUCCUCCAGCUGAUAUGGAAGCUUGCCUUCAGAAGGCUGAUCCUAUGAAAAUCUCAUUGAAGCAAUACGAUGUUUUAACAUCGCCUGCAGCCAUAUCUUUACCGUUUGUGCCUCAUGUUGAUGGAGACUUUCUACCUGAGGAAGUUGACGUGUUACUCAGUACAGGAAACAUCCCAAAGAAAGAGGUGAUGUUUGGCCUAAACCAAGAUGAAGGGACCUACUUCUUAGUUUAUGGAUUACCUGGAUUCAGCAUCACCGAUCAGAGUCUCAUCACUCGGAAAAACUUCCUGGACGGAGUUGCAAUGACAGUGCCACAUGCAAGUAAUGUCGCAAGAGAUGCGGCCAUUUUCCGGUACACUGAUUGGGCAGAUGAGGACAACAGGAUGAAAAAUCGUGACUCUAUGGGAAGGCUGCUUGGAGACUAUAAUUUUGUUUGUCCUGUGCUUGACUUCGCUCACAGGUACUCACAGCGUGGUGGUAAGACUUUACUUUACUUAUUUGACCACCGGUCAUCCGUCAAUCCUUGGCCACAAUGGAUGGGUGUUAUGCACGGCUAUGAGAUCGAGUUUGUCUUUGGAAUGCCUCUAAAUGCCUCCCUGGGAUACACAAAGAAUGAAGUGAACAUGACCAAGAAGUUUAUGAAACACUGGGCCAACUUUGCCCGGACAGGGAAUCCAGACAUUGAUGGAGCUAACUGGCCCGUGUUCACCACUGGACAACAAGAGUAUGUCACUCUGAACUACAACCAUCCAGAACACAAGAGGAUGAUGAGCGCUGAUGAGUGCCACCUGUGGAGCACAUUUAUGCCGAAAGUCCAGAAAGUCUCAGAUGAUCUGAAGACUUGUAUUCAAGGAAAUGGGAUUAGUCUCUGUUGUAAUUACACCUUCCUCCUCAUUCUAUUGGUAAUAACUUUAACCUACUGAUAGAGUGAUGUGACAUCCAUUCAAUACAGCCAUAUACAGCAGUUAAUGUAAAAUAAAGUGGUUUGGCCUUGACUAUUAUUUCAAACAUUUUGUGAUUAGUAGGUAUUUGUGUUUGUAAAGAAAGUGAUUUUUAUGUUAUGGAGUGUGCCCAUCAUUCACAGUGAUUGCUUCAUUAACAUUAUUGUAGGGAUGGGUCAUUUCUUGCAUGCAAACAGAACAGAAUGAAUGACUUUACAGAGACUAGGCACAUUAUUGUCAUGGCACGGUGCCGGUUAUUCUUGGACUUGCAGGUUGCUGAACAUAGUACAUACAUGGUCAACUUGUCAACAAAGAUGUCAUCACAUAUGUCUUGUCUGUGUGUAGUCAGCAUUUCAAAUGGUCAGAAAUACAAUACACAUGAUAACAAGUAUGAAGUUUGCUGAGUGUACAAAUUCAUGCUGAGCAAAAGUAGCAACAUGCUCCCAAGCUCUGGAGUAGCUAUAUUUUUAGGAGGCUAAAAUCCAAACAGUCAUGAUGGAGCAGUCAGAUAGGUGCUGGUACUUUACAAUGAACAAUAACCAAAUAGUGGCUUAAGUUAUAACAUGGACACUUAAUUUGAUACCUAGUCAAUGUUUAGCUACCUUUUAUUAUUUUAUGUGAUGGCUUUUCUUUCAAAUGUGUGCAUAUAAUGUUGCUUACAGCAAAUUCAAACUGAGAUCAGUUUGUUAAAAUAAUGCAAUUAACUCCAAACAAUAAGAUUUUGAAGCUUGACUUACACAAAUUAAUUUCAAACCUGCAGAAAAUGCAUUAUUUCCUUGUUAUCAAGUAAAAUAUGUCCCCCACUUGCAGGGAUGCUCUGGCUUUGUAUUGAUGUGUUGUCUAUUCCAUUGAUCAAUAAAGACCAUUUAAUGAUUAUUACAUAUUUGGAAAUACAAUUGAUCACCUGUGGGUCAUUCUUAAAAUCAAUAAAUGUUUUUUUAUGUA
This is a messenger RNA of Centropristis striata (black sea bass), 2862 nucleotides long. RefSeq names its product acetylcholinesterase-like. Gene Ontology annotation, biological process: choline metabolic process; acetylcholine catabolic process. Bases 118 to 1899 code for a protein of 593 amino acids. NCBI's taxonomy places the organism in Eukaryota, Metazoa, Chordata, Actinopteri, Perciformes, Serranidae. The transcript has 10 exons. Gene Ontology annotation, cellular component: plasma membrane. The record is from RefSeq and is a predicted model, not a curated record. Gene Ontology annotation, molecular function: acetylcholinesterase activity.